GGUCCGCAGGGGGCUCCCUAUUCUUCUUUCCCUCCCGAUCUCCUCGUCGCGCGCUGCUGUUUCUUCUCCCGCGCGAAGCUCUUUCUCCUCCCGCCAUAUCCUCUCACCCACCUACCUCGCCGACCGGCGCGUCCCCUGCGCCCCUGCCACCUCACCUCUCCGUCCGCCGCAUCCCCGCCGCCUUCCAUCUCCUCCCGUGGCCGGCGCCCUCCCGACUUCGUGCGCCGCCGCCCCCAAUCUCCUCCUGCUACCGGUCCAGAGGUGGCGGUGCCACCCGCCGCUGCUCCCAUCCCCCCCCCCCCCCCCCUCGCCCACUGCCCCGUGACUCGCGCCGGCAGCCGCGGGAUCCAGGAGGUGGGCGGCGCGGGCGCGCCACCUGCCGCUGCUCCCCUCGCCUCCUCCCGCUGCUCACCUGCGCCAGGUGAGGCUGCUGGGCCCGGUGAGGCUGCUGCUGCUGCACGCCAAAGAUGGAUGGCUCUAAUGAUGAUGAGCUUGAGCAAUGGUUGGAGGAAGAGGAGGAGAUUUCUGCUGCUAAUGAUGAUUUGUACAUCUGCAUUGCUCUUCUUGCCUAAGCCGAUGAAGAGGAAAAGAGGAACAAGAAGAAACGGCGUGGAGCAAUACCGGUGCGUACAGUGGUUCCAAGGGACAUGUUUGGUUCCAACUUGCGAAUUGUGGCGCAGUAUUUUGCAAAUCCUCCAAUGUACAAUGACAAGUUCUUUAGGAGGAGGUUUAGAAUGUCCAAGAAUCUUUUCUUGCGCAUAGUGGAUAAGGUUGAGAGCCAUGAUGAUUACUUCAGGCAGAGGGCAAAUGCAGUAGGUCUUCUUGGGGCGACUCCAGUUCAGAAGAUUGUUGUUGUGUUCCGCAUGCUUGCAUAUGGUGUUCCAGCCGACAAUGUUGAUGAUGUCAUGAGCCUAGCUGAGAGCACUAUGAAUGAAGCAUUCAAACACUUUGUGAGGGCUGUGGUUGAGAUAUUUGGAGAGCAAUACUUGAGGGCACCCACGGUGGAUGACACAAAACGUUUAUUUGUUAUGAACAAGGCUAGAGGGUUUCCAAGUAUGCUUGGUUGUGUUGCACUGGAGGUGGAAGAAUCGUCCAACAGCUUGGAAAGGGAUGUACUCAGGACAUGUGGAUGGCCCAACAAUGAUCCUCACAAGAUUUGUGGAUAUGGCACUCUUUUUUUGGUCUCCCAGGUUCUCUAAAUGACAUCAAUUUUUUGCAACGAUCGCCAUUGUUUCAACGGCUUACCUAAGGGACAUCUCCGGAGGUGGAGUAUGAGGUUAAUGGUAACAAGUAUACCAUGUGGUACUACCUUGCCGAUGGCAUCUAUCCUUCUUGGGCUACUUUUGUGAAGACCAUAUCUUGUCCACAAGGUAAUAAGAAAAAGCAUUUUGCGAAAGUGCAAGAAGCUGUGAGGAAGGAUGUGGAGAGAGCAUUUGGUGUUCUCUACAGAUUCGUUUUGCAAUGGUGAGGGGUCCUGCAAGAUGGUGGGACCCGGAUACUCUUUGGUACAUCAUGACCACUUGCGUCAUUCUGCAUAACAUGAUCAUCGACGACGAGCGAGGUGAGGAGGAGGAGUUUGACUAUGAUCAAGAGAAUAAAGAGGUGCUGAUACAGGAGGACUAUGGGUACCGUGAUCCACUUCUACUAGAGGAAUUCUUGGCGAUUCAUAGGGGCAUUCAAAACAGGCAAACACAUGAAUAACUGAGAGAUGAUCUUGUCGAGCAUCUGUGCGAGUUGCAUAGUUCUCAGUAGUUGUGUCAUGCCAUAUUUUCAUAUUAUGAUGUUUGUUUGAACUAUGUUUGAUGUUUGCAUUACUUUGUUGCUAUUGUCAUCAAUUUCCAUCUUUGAAUAAUUCAAAAUUAUAUUUAAAAUGUGUGGUCUGAAA
This is a messenger RNA of Brachypodium distachyon (stiff brome), 1885 nucleotides long. RefSeq lists its product as uncharacterized. Bases 648 to 1199 code for a protein of 183 amino acids. The transcript is spliced from 2 exons. The record is from RefSeq and is a predicted model, not a curated record. Lineage: Eukaryota; Viridiplantae; Streptophyta; Magnoliopsida; Poales; Poaceae.